CAGUACAUUGAGCUCCAUAGAGACAGCGCCGGGGCAAGCGAGAGCCGGACGGGCACUGGGCGACUCUGUGCCUCGCGGAGGAAAACCAACUAAACAUGGGCAAAGGAGAUCCUAAGAAGCCGAGAGGCAAAAUGUCCUCAUAUGCAUUCUUUGUGCAAACCUGCCGGGAGGAGCACAAGAAGCAGUACCCAGAUGCUUCUGUCAACUUCUCAGAGUUCUCCAAGAAGUGCUCAGAGAGGUGGAAGACUAUGUCUGCUAAAGAAAAGGGGAAAUUUGAAGAUAUGGCAAAGGCUGACAAGGCUCGUUAUGAAAGAGAAAUGAAAACCUACAUCCCUCCCAAAGGGGAGACCAAAAAGAAGUUCAAGGACCCCAAUGCACCCAAGAGGCCUCCUUCGGCCUUCUUCCUGUUCUGUUCUGAGUACCGCCCAAAAAUCAAAGGCGAGCAUCCUGGCUUAUCCAUUGGUGAUGUUGCAAAGAAACUAGGAGAGAUGUGGAACAACACUGCCGCGGAUGACAAGCAGCCCUACGAGAAGAAGGCUGCUAAGCUGAAGGAGAAGUAUGAAAAGGAUAUUGCUGCCUAUAGAGCUAAAGGAAAACCUGAUGCAGCGAAAAAGGGGGUAGUCAAGGCUGAAAAGAUCAAGAAAAAGAAGGAAGAGGAAGAUGAUGAGGAGGAUGAAGAGGAUGAGGAAGAGGAGGAAGAAGAGGAAGACGAAGAUGAAGAAGAAGAUGAUGAUGAUGAAUAAGUUGGUUCUAGCGCAGUUUUUUUUCUUGUCUAUAAAGCAUUUAACCCCCCUGUACACAACUCACUCCUUUUAAAGAAAAAUUG
Messenger RNA from Arvicanthis niloticus (Nile rat), 826 nucleotides. Lineage: Eukaryota; Metazoa; Chordata; Mammalia; Rodentia; Muridae. The record is from RefSeq and is a predicted model, not a curated record.